AUGGAGGGCGCUUUCGCCAUGACUUCCUACACAUUCCAUGGGGUCACCGAUACUUUGACGCCCGAAAAUGAAAAGUAUAAAGUGGCGCUCGACACUGCCGCAGCCGCGUUUGAAGAUGCAGAAAAACUACUGAAUGACGCUUCUUUUGAGAACCGAGACGGGUGGAAGGAGGACCAAACGACCGAUGAUGGGGAUAUUGUCUACGCCAAGCACACGAAAGAAGGAACAAAGAUGGUGACUGUUAGGACCGUGCUACCGGGUAAAGCCGACGAUGUGAUGAAGGAGACGUGGACUGGGGCGGCUACGCUUCCCGAAUGGAACCCGAACAUCGAUUUCGCUUCAUCGGUUGCCACACUUACUGACCAUGUUGAUAUUCUUACAUACGGAAAUAAUGACGUGUUGAUCGUCACCGGUCGCGAAUUCGUCUCGGCGAGGCUCUACCGGAAGGUAGGAAACGAUUACAUUAUGGCAUCGCGCAGCGUCGAUUUGCCCCAGUUGAAGGUGAAGAAGGGCAAAGUCAGGGCGUGGCUUCAUCUGGCGGCUGCACGCUUCCGGCCUGACCCGACCGACCCGGAAAACAAAACACUAACGGAUGUCGUCAUGCAUGUCGAUUUGAAAGGGUUGCUGCCAAAGAUGCUUGUGAAUCAGGUCGUCGGACGCAUCAUGAUGAUGGACGCCGAGCAGAACAAGAAGCACUUCACUGAGCUGAAGAAGGCAAAGGAUGCUGCCGCUGCCGGGCAA
Molecule: messenger RNA, 741 nt
Organism: Mesorhabditis spiculigera
Lineage: Eukaryota; Metazoa; Nematoda; Chromadorea; Rhabditida; Rhabditidae
Source: the annotation of a GenBank genome assembly